AUGAACUCAAAGUUACUUAAACUAUACUUCCAGCUCAUAUAUAUUUCUGUAACAUCAGUGACAACUUUAACAGCACUUUAUGCCAGGCCCGGAUGCAAUGAUACAUGUGGAAACAUGCGGAUUCCAUACCCUUUUGGAAUCGGUCAAGGUUGUUAUCACAACGAAUGGUAUGCUGUUGAUUGCAGGUCAUCAACAGCAUACCUUUCGGCGAUAAACAACCUGGAAAUCUUUGCUUUAAAUUUAGAAAACCAAACCGUGACAGUUAAUGUUUUCAUGACUUCUGACUGUCAAAACACAGUUAGAAACAGUAGUCAGAUUUUGAGUGUAGAUUUACGAGGAAGCCCGUUUUUGUUUUCUCAAGAACAUAACAGGUUUACCGUUGAAGGGUGUGGGAAUGCAGUUAUUAUGGAGCAGGGGAAUCUGCUUACUGGGUGCUCAACUAUAUGUCAAAACGGAAUGGUUAAUUUAACAAACAAUUGUUAUGGGAUAAAUUGUUGUCAAACCACGUUACCGUACUAUCUUGAGACAUAUAGUGUGAAUAAUUCAGGGUUGCAAAGGCAGAGUGCUGACGGGGCUUGUGGGUCUGCGUUUUUGGUUGAUGAACGAUGGUCUGCUGCCAGACGGUCUUCUGGACAGUCUGCGGUGGUGGACUCAUAUGUUCCAAUUUCACUUAGGUGGAGACUAACAGAAGGAGAUAUUAGUGGGACUAAUUGUUCAUCUAGAGGAGAGGAUCUUCUUUUGGGUAAUGGUACUAGUGUUGGAUCAUACAAAUGUAGCUGUUCACCAGUUCAAGAAGGAACCCCGUAUUUAAGUAAUGGAUGUCAACUUGUUGCAGCAUGCAAUAAUUGUACCGGGGAAUGCAAGUCAAAUAGAGGGAAUAUCACUUGCGUUCCAUAUCCGUUCACUGUAACAAGAAGCAAAUCAUCAACGUUGGCUGUUAUCCUAGGUGUUAGCAUAAGCAUUGGGCUACUGAUUCUUUCAGCAUCUACAUUUGCUCUUUACCAACUAAUCCAAAAGACAAAAGACAAUAGACGAAAGCAAAGGUUUUUCAGGCGUAAUGGUGGUCUACUCUUAAAGCAGCAAGAAUCAGCUAAUGAUGAUGGUUUAGUUGAUAAAACCACACUCUUCACAGCCAAAGAGUUGGAAAAAGCAACUGAUCACUUCAAUGAGAACAGGAUACUUGGCCGAGGAGGUCAAGGAACAGUCUACAAAGGCAUGUUGACUGAUGGGAGAAUAGUAGCAGUCAAAAAAUCAAAGAUAGUUGACGAAAGUCAAUUAGAGCAGUUUAUAAACGAGGUUGUCAUUCUUUCACAAGUCAACCAUAGAAACGUUGUCAAAUUGUUGGGAUGUUGCUUAGAAACCGAGGUUCCUCUUUUAGUAUCUGAAUUUGUUUCAAACGGGACAUUAUAUGAACAUAUUCAUGAUGAUAGUGACGACUUUCCUCUCACUCUAAACACACGCUUACGGAUUUCUACAGAGAUAGCAGGAGCCUUAGCCUAUUUGCAUUCGGCAACUUCUAUUCCCAUAUACCACAGAGAUAUUAAAUCCACCAACAUACUUCUGGAUGACAAAUACCGAGCCAAAGUUUCUGAUUUUGGAACUUCAAGAUUUGUGUCAAUCGAUCAAACCCAUUUGACCACUUUAGUUAAAGGGACAUUCGGAUACCUAGAUCCAGAGUAUUUUCAAUCAAGUCAGUUUACUGAAAAGAGCGAUGUUUACAGUUUUGGGGUUGUUUUGGUAGAACUUUUAACAGGAGAGAAACCUAUAUCUUUAACUAGAUUUGGAGAACAUAGAAGUUUGGCUACAUACUUUAUGAUGACAAUGGAAGAAAGCCAGGUAAUGUCAAUAAUUGAUUCAAGGAUUAUAAGUGAAGGUUCUCGGGGUGAGCUAAUGGCAGUAGCAAACCUUGCAAUGCAAUGCUUGAACUUGAAUGGAAAGAAUAGGCCAACUAUGAAAGAAGUAGCAUCUGAGUUGGAACGUAUUAGGACAAGUCACGUACCAUCUACAAUUCAAACCGAUUAUAGAAAGCCUAAGUACAAUGCCGGAGAAGAAGAAAUGAUCAUGUUCUCAUUUGAUGAUUCAACAUUACAUAAACUAUAUAUCCAGCUCAUAUUCAUUUCUAUAACAUCAGUGACAACAAUAACAGCUCUUUACGCCAGGCCCGGAUGCAAUUAUACAUGUGGAAACACCCUGAUUCCAUACCCUUUUGGAAUCGGCCCAGGUUGUUAUUACAACGAAUGGUACGCUGUUGAUUGUAGGUUAUCAGCACCAUAUCUUUCUGCAAUAGAAAACCUGAAAAUCUUUGCUUUCAAUUUAGAAAACCAAACUGUGACGGUUAAUAUUUUUAUGACUUCUGACUGUCAAAACACAGUUAGAAACAGUAGUCAGAAUUUGAGUGUAGACUUACGAGGAAGCCCGUUUUUGUUUUCUCAAAAACAUAACAGAUUCACCGUUGAAGGGUGUGGGAAUGCGGUUAUUUUGGAGCAGGAGAAUCUGCUUACUGGGUGUUCCACUAUAUGUCAAAACGGACCGGUUAAUCUGACAAAUAAUUGUUAUGGGAUAAAUUGUUGUCAAACCACGAUACCGCACUAUCUUGAGAGAUAUAGUGUCAAUACUUCAGGGUUGCAAAGGCAGAGUGCUGAUGGGGCUUGUGGGUCUGCAUUUUUAGUUGAUGAACAACUGUCUGCUGCUAGACGGUCUUCUGGGCAGUCUGCGGUGGUGGACUCAUAUGUUCCAAUUUCACUUAGGUGGAGACUAACAAAAGGAGAUAUUACCCUCGCUCAAAGCCCAGUUAGUGAGGAAGACCUUAUGGUUCACAUUCUAACCCAACUGGGUGAUGAAUACACUCCCAUUGCGUCCGCACUAAAAGUCCGCGAGACACCAAUUUCCUAUCCGGAACUUCUUGAUAAGCUUGUGGACUUUGAACGCUCCUUAAAGCCGGCUGAUGAACCCGUUACUCCUAUUAUUGCUACCGCCAAUGCAACCCAAAAACAACAAUCCCGCCCUACCUAUCGGUCUUCCUACGGUUCACAGCCUCGGAACCAGCGAAGCCAACAAUCUAGUUCAUUCCAGCGAGCUUCUCGUUCUAACAGUUCCACCAGAUUCCAACGGGGUUCAUCCUUCAACCGCAAUGACCAAUUUUGUAAUUUUUGCGAAAUUAAUGGUCAUGACACACCUGAUUGCAGGAAACUUCAAAGAUUUCUUAAAGAAAAUCGAAUCGUCUUCAACAAUUCCAACCCUGUUGCUAAUACCGCCACCACCAAAUCGGGAUCUCAUAUGUGGAUGAUGGACAGCGGUGCAUCGCAUCAUCUCUCCUCCUCUCCUUCUGCACUUACUUCGGUCUCAGAUUAUGGUGGUCCCGAUGAGGUUGUCCUUGGAAAUGGUAUGGGACUCUCUAUCUCACAUAUUGGUUCUACUCAGUUUUCUACUAAAACCAAACCAUUAACUUUACCUAAUAUUUUAUGUGCUCCAAACUUGCGUACAAACUUAAUAUCCGUUGCAAAAUUAUGUCGCACUAAUCAAGUCUCUGUUGAAUUCUUUCCUUUUCAUUUUUUUGUGAAGGAUCUCAAAACGGGGGCGCCUAUCAUGCGGGGGGAGAACAUCCAUGAUGUUUACUACUUGAACCAAUUGUCGCAAUUUCCACAAGUUAACACCACUACGUCCGUCUCACCUCUCCAAUGGCAUCAUCGACUUGGACAUCCGUGUUUUCGUACUUUUAAAUUUCUUUGUAAAGACCUUGGUCUAAACUUUAAAUCAUUGUCGUAUUCUACCUUACAUUGUCCGUCAUGUUCAAUUAAUAAAUGUCACAAGUUGCCAUUUGGAUCAAACUCGUUUGUUGCCACAAAACCAUUACAACUUCUCUAUUCGGAUGUAUGGGGACCGGUUCAGCAGUCCAUUGAUGGGUUUAAAUACUAUGUUGUUUUUUUUCAAUCACAAAUUAUCUCCCUUUUUACUGACAAUGGAGGCGAGUUCAUUGGUCUUUUGCCUUUUCUCCAAUCCAUGGGGAUUUCGCAUUACACCACACCCCCGCAUACCCCUGAACAAAACGGUAUAGCCGAGCGUCGUCAUCGUCACAUUGUAGAAACAGGACUAGCCUUGCUUCACUAUGCCGGGCUCCCGCUCUCCUUUUGGUCUCAUGCAUUCCAAACGGCGGUUUAUCUUAUCAACCGUCUCCCUACACCAAAUCUCAACUCCAAAACACCAUAUCACAUGCUUUAUCGUGCAUCACCCAAUUACACCAAACUCAAAACAUUUGGUUGUCUAUGUUAUCCGUGGCUCAAACCUUAUGCCACAUCCAAACUAGAACCUCGUUCUCAACCAUGCAUUUUCUUAGGAUACUCUACAUCCAAAUCAGCUUACAAGUGUUUUGAUUCCCGGACAAACCGUCUUUACCAUUCUCGACAUGUUGUCUUUGUUGAGGACAACUUUCCAUUCAAACAAAAAAAAUUCACUCUGCCUACUCCACGUGAUUUCCCUUACAACAAUUCUUGUCCACCAUCUAUGCAUAUACCCUUACCAAACUCCCCUCAAAUUAAUGCACCACCUUUGCAUGCGUCUACUACACAUGAUUCCCAACAAAAUGAACCAACAUCACCUGUCCAAAUUUCCACACCACACUCCCCUCCUAGUACGUCAACCCCAUCUUCAAUUUCUCACGCCACAGAUGAACUUUCAACGACCCAACCUUCCGCUACACCCCUCUCAACCACCUCACAAACUCCAUCUUCUCCUUCCAACUCUGUUUUACAAUCCACGCACCCACCCUUACCUCCGAGACCUCGCAAACCCAAUCCAAAGUAUUACAAUUCCCAUUAUGUUAAUACCACCACUGUCCAUCCCAUUCCACCGUCCCUUGAACCAAAAACUUAUCUUCAAGCAUCUAAAGAUCCAUUAUGGCGCAAGGCUAUGGAUGACGAAUAUAACGCCUUACUUCGAAAUCAAACAUGGGAACUUGUGGCUCCUUCUGCUCGCGAACCGAUUGGUUGCAAAUGGGUUUUUCGUAUCAAACGUCGUUCUGAUGGUAGCAUUGAUAAGUAUAAGGCACGUCUCGUGGCCAAAGGAUUCUUGCAAGAAUAUGGGAAGGACUAUUUUGACACGUUUAGUCCGGUUACAAAACCCGUUACUAUUCGUACGGUGCUCGCUAUUGCCUUAUCUAAGGAUUGGCCGUUACGCCAACUGGACGUCAAUAAUGCGUUUUUGCAUGGUCACUUGCACGAGGAGGUAUACAUGAUACAGCCUCGAGGGUAUGUUCACCCGCAAUUCCCAAAUCACGUGUGCAAAUUACGUCGAUCUCUAUAUGGUCUAAAACAAGCGCCACGGGCAUGGUACAUGGAACUCACCUCUUUCUUGACCGAUUUUGGGUUCAUUAAGUCUCAUGCGGAUGCCUCUCUGUUUAUUUACAAUCAUGGUGAUACAAAAUGCUAUUUUUUAGUUUACGUUGAUGACAUAAUUCUGACAAGCAACAACAAUAAGUUUUUGGAUCAUUUUGUGCCAAGUAUUGCUUCUCGUUUUUCAGUAAAAGACUUGGGAUAUCCAAGUCAAUUUUUGGGGGUAGAACUUAUACCUACAACAAAUGGGUUAUUUUUAUCUCAAUCAAGGCACAUACAUGAUUUAUUAUCUCUUCAUCGCAUGGAUGGAGCCAAGUCAGUUAACACCCCACUAUGCUCUUCACAAGUUCUCACACUUGAAGAUGGUACUCCAAAAGUUGACUCGACACCAUACCGUAAGCUUGUGGGUUCUCUUCAGUAUCUUGCCUUUACACGUCCAGAUAUCUCUUUUGCAGUCAACAAACUUUCACAAUUCAUGCAUCAACCAACCCAGACACACUGGCAAGCCCUUAAAAGAUUGCUUCGCUACCUCAAAGGCACAAUUUAUCAUGGACUGUUUCUAAAAAAGAGUUCCCCUUUCGAGCUCACUGCCUUCUCCGACUCAGAUUGGGGAGGUGUCUCCACCGCUGGUCGCUCAACGACAGCCUAUCUUAUAUAUCUUGGUGGGAAUAUCAUAUCGUGGAAAUCAGCACGACAAAAGUCAGUCUCACGAUCUUCAACCGAAGCAGAAUAUAAAGCACUUGCAAAUGCAGCCGCCGAGCUUGCGUGGGUUGAAAAUCUUCUCAAAGACCUCGGUGUCUCUGUGAACGUACCACCUCGUCUUUUCUGUGACAAUACAGGUGCAACUUACUUAUGUGCUAAUCCUGUGUAUCACUCGCGCAUGAAACAUGUGGCCUUAGACUAUCAUUUUGUUCGGGAGAAAGUUGCUGCGGGCACAUUACGGGUUCAUCACAUAAACUCCAAGGACCAACUUGCAGAUGCUCUCACUAAACCGCUCUCUCGGGCUCCCUUUCUACAGUUACGGUCCAAGAUUGGUGUUUCUGACGGAACCUCCAUCUUGCGGGGGCAAUGCAAAUAUUGUAACGGUAAAUGCAACUUGAAUGACGGGAAUAACAGUUGCAGUCCAGUUUCACCUCGGUUAACUGUAUAUAUAGACAAAGUAUCAAUGGUUGUAGCUAUUCUAGCUCUUAACUUAAUCAUUGGGAUAAUUCUUAUACCAUAUAUAUAUUCACUUUACAAACUAAUUCAAAAGACAAAAGACAAGAGACGAAAGCAAAGGUUUUUCAAGCGUAAUGGUGGUCUACUCUAUAAGCAGAAAGAAUCAGCUGAUGAUAGUUUGGUUGAUAAAACCACACUCUUCACCGCCAAAGAGUUGGAAAAAGCAACUGACUACUUCAAUGAGAAUAGAAUACUUGGCCGAGGAGGUCAAGGAACAGUCUACAAAGGCAUGUUGACUGAUGGAAGGAUAGUAGCAGUCAAGAAAUCAAAGAUAGUUGACGAAAGCCAAUUAGAGCAAUUUAUAAACGAAGUUGUCAUUCUUUCACAAGUCAACCAUAGAAACGUUGUCAAACUGUUGGGAUGUUGCUUAGAAACCGAGGUUCCUCUUUUAGUAUCUGAAUUUAUUUCAAAUGGGACAUUAUAUCAACAAAUUCAUGAUGAUAGUAACGAGUUCCCUCUCACCCUAAACACACGCUUACGGAUUUCUACAGAGAUAGCAGGAGCCUUAGCCUAUUUGCAUUCGGCAACUUCUAUUCCUAUAUACCACAGAGACAUUAAAUCCACCAAUAUACUGCUGGAUAGCAAACAACGAGCCAAAGUUUCUGAUUUUGGAACUUCAAGAUUUGUGUCAAUCGAUCAAACCCAUUUGACCACUUUAGUUAAAGGGACAUUUGGCUACUUGGAUCCAGAGUAUUUUCAAUCAGGCAAGUUUACUGAAAAGAGCGACGUUUAUAGUUUUGGGGUUGUUUUGGUUGAGCUUUUAACAGGAGAGAAACCGAUAUCUGUAACUAGAUUUGAUGAACACAGAAGUUUGGUUACACACUUUAAGACGGCAAUGGAAGAAGACCACUUGAUGUCCAUAACUGAUUUAAGGAUUAUAAAUGAAGGUUCUCGGGGUGAGCUAAUGGCAGUAGCAAACCUUGCAAUGCAAUGCUUGAACUUGAAUGGAAAGAACAGGCCAACUAUGAAAGAAGUAGCAUCUGAGUUGGAACGUGUUAGGACAAGUCACGUACCAUCUGCAGUUCAAACGGAUUAUAGAAAGCCUAACUACAAUGCUGGAGAAGAAGAAAUGAUCUUAUUCUCAUUUGAUUAAACGUUUUCGUGCAUUUGUUUUAUGUUUUUGUAAUAUAUAUAGAACCGUUGAAUUUACAAACUGAUGUGAAAAUUUCAUGUAUACACUCCAUA
This is a messenger RNA of Erigeron canadensis, 7730 nucleotides long. RefSeq lists its product as uncharacterized. The transcript has 8 exons. Gene Ontology annotation, cellular component: plasma membrane. NCBI's taxonomy places the organism in Eukaryota, Viridiplantae, Streptophyta, Magnoliopsida, Asterales, Asteraceae. Gene Ontology annotation, biological process: protein phosphorylation; cell surface receptor signaling pathway; DNA integration. The record is from RefSeq and is a predicted model, not a curated record. Gene Ontology annotation, molecular function: protein serine/threonine kinase activity; polysaccharide binding; ATP binding. Bases 1 to 7638 code for a protein of 2545 amino acids.